Harpia harpyja (harpy eagle) is the source of this 4496-nucleotide messenger RNA. RefSeq names its product suppression of tumorigenicity 7 like (gene ST7L). Bases 152 to 1909 code for a protein of 585 amino acids. Lineage: Eukaryota; Metazoa; Chordata; Aves; Accipitriformes; Accipitridae. The record is from RefSeq and is a predicted model, not a curated record. The transcript is spliced from 15 exons. Gene Ontology annotation, molecular function: protein binding.
CGGCGCGGGGGCGGGACCCUGGGGCCGCGUCCCGCCGGCGGGGGAGCGGUGAUGGGCUCGGCGAGCGGGCUCCCCGCGCUGGCGGAGCCCACCGGGCCCCGCCCCGCCGCCGGGCGUCCCGCCCCUCUCCCGGCGUCCCCCGGCGGCGGCCAUGGCGGACGGCGGCGGCGGCGGGAGCGGCCGGGGCCCGCCGUGCCCCGGGGCGGCCGCGGCGCUGCGGCGCUGGGAGCAGCUGCGGCGGCGGGCGGCGGCGGCGGCGCCGUGGGCCCGCGGGCUCCUGGCCGUGGCCGCCGGGCUCGGCCUCUUCUACGUGGUGCUGCGGGUGCCGCUGCGGCUCCGGGACAGCCUGGCGGCCGUGACUGUGUUCUUAAGCACUUUGACUCCGAAAUUCUACUUUGCCCUUACAGUGACUUCGUCUUUUAUAUCUGGACUGAUAUUUGUGUUUGAGUGGUGGCAUUUCCGAAAAUACGGCACGUCUUUCAUUGAGCAGGUUUCUGUGAGUCAUUUGAGGCCCCUCAUUGGUGGUGCAGAAAACAGCCCUCCAGCACCAGCAGCAUUCUCUGCUGGAGAGAAUGAGACAAGCAGGCAGAAUAUGCCAGAGUGCAAAGUGUGGCGAAAUCCUCUCAAUCUUUUCAGAGGAGCAGAGUAUAGCAGAUACAUGUGGGUGACUGGGAAGGAGCCUCUUACAUACUAUGACAUGAAUUUGUCUGCUCAAGAUCAUCAGAACUUUUUCACGUGCGAUACAGAUGCCCUUCGGCCAUCAGAUACAGUUAUGCAGAAAGCAUGGCGAGAGAGAAACCCUCAAGCCCGGAUUAAAGCAGCGUAUCAAGCUUUAGAGUUGAACAAUGAUUGUGCCACUGCAUAUGUCCUCCUGGCUGAGGAAGAAGCAACAACUAUCGUGGAUGCUGAGAAGUAUUUCAAGCAGGCUCUGAAAGCAGGAGAAAUGAUUUACAGAAAGUCUCAGAACUGCCAUUCCCAAAGCCCCCAGCAUGAAGCACAGCUGAGAAGAGACACCAAUGUAUUGGUGUAUGUGAAAAGGAGACUAGCUAUGUGUGCAAGAAAACUUGGAAGAAUACGAGAAGCAGUGAAAAUGAUGAGAGAUUUGAUGAAAGAGUUUCCACUUCUCAGCAUGCUGAAUAUUCAUGAAAACCUCCUGGAGGCACUGCUGGAGUUACAGGCUUAUGCAGAUGUCCAGGCAGUUUUAGCAAAGUAUGAUGAUAUCAGUCUUCCAAAAUCAGCAGCAAUAUGUUACACAGCAGCCCUGUUAAAAGCCAGAGCUGUUUCAGAAAGGUUCUCCCCAGAAACUGCCUCCAAAAGAGGGCUUAGUACAGCAGAAAUUAAUGCUGUGGAAGCAAUUCACAGAGCUGUGGAAUUUAACCCUCAUGUUCCAAAGUAUUUACUAGAAAUGAAAAGCUUAGUGCUACCUCCAGAGCAUAUUCUGAAACGAGGGGACAGUGAGGCAGUAGCAUAUGCUUUUUUUCACCUCCAGCACUGGAAGAGGAUAGAAGGGGCUCUAAAUCUGCUGCACUGUACAUGGGAAGGCACAUUUAGGAUGAUCCCGUAUCCAUUAGAGAAAGGUCAUCUUUUCUAUCCCUAUCCGAGUUGCACAGAAACAGCAGACAGAGAGCUGUUGCCAACAUUUCACGAAGUCUCCGUUUACCCACAGAAGGAACUUCCCUUUUUCAUCCAUUUCACAGCAGGCCUAUGUUCCUUUUCGGCAAUGCUUGCCCUCCUUACGCACCAGUUCCCUGAGCUGAUGGUCAUUUUUGCUAAAGCUAUUAUUGUACUCUUGAUCCCAUUCCUGAUGUUUUCAGAAGCAUUCAGAAAACUUGUAAGAAACGAUAUUCAAUAUCAAACUAACACUUCUGAUUUUAUUCAUAGAUUGCUUCAGUAUUUUAACUAUAGAUAAUGCUGUGAUUGCUGCUAGCACUUUAUAAAGCAUUAUCUCUUGUGUUCUGGAGGUAUGUGGCAGUAGCAUCUAGUUGAAUUUUCAUAACGAAAAUGAAAGUUUACCUUCUCUUUAAUGACACCUGCCUCUCCACCCAAGAAUACUGUAAUAAAACAAUUAUUAUUUGCUGUAUUUAGUGUUGUAUCUGCAGGUAAUUCCAGUGCAUUAAGCGUUCUGAAUGAAAUUUUUUUUUCUGUGUAUUUCAUUAUUUCAAGUAUUUUUUCAUGACACUGUUUAAACUUACUAAAUAUAGUAAUUUGAGAUAAUAAAGUUCUAGAUGGUAGAUAGCUGGAGUGCUUUGACCUUACCGAAAAAGCAAUACAAAAUAUGUUUCCAACAAAUUGUUGAAUUGUUGGAUUUCCAGCAAAUCUAGAACACAGUUUUAGGAAUGACAAUUGGAAAGUAUUGUGUAUAUGGAAUUUUUCACUGUAAAUCUCUAAGCGACUUAAAUAUGACUCCUUAGAUUACAUUUCAGUUACUUCUUAAUCAAACUGUUGUUUCCAGCAAUUGAAUCUACAGCAAACUGCAUGCCUCUAAAGGGUUUUAAGUAGUUGAAUACCUUUCUAUUGACUUGAAAAGUCUGAGUUUACAUAUUUUCAUUUGCUAGUGCUUGAGUUUGUUUCCUCCGUAAUAAAUCACAGGGUAAACCUUGGCAAAUUGCUAAAAAUAUUGUAAGUGGCCAAAAAUCACAAUGAAGCAUUUGCUAGUUCCAAUGUAUACAGCGUAGUACACCAUCAACAGAGCCUAGAGCACUGGCACCGGCUGCAAGUUGGCUCCCUCUGGAAUGGGAGGCAGUCCUGCCUCUGUGCUCCCUGGCCCUGGGACCAGGCGCCGGAGGGAUUUUUGUUGUGUCUUGCACAGGUGGAAGGGUUUGCAGGCACUAGGGACUGGUGCUGGCAGAAGUGCUUAGCAUUUAUGCGUCCAGUUAGAGCCAACUGUGGCUUGUUAGUUGUCUUGCAACUCGGACUUUUAAUGUUCUUUGACUAAGGGAAGAUGUACCAUGUGAGUCAGUGCCAGUGAGGACAGUGGAACAGGCAGCGCUAGAGAGCUCCGUAUGACCUGCAGUAUGAGUUCAAGUGCUCUCAGUGGGUAAGACCUCAGCCUUGCUCUUUGUUUCAGCUAGAUUUCUGAUCUCGUGGAGAAUCACUCUGUUCUUGAUCAUCAGAGACAGCUCUGUUUCUUAAGUAGUUGCUGUUCAGAAUUUUCUCAGUAAGUGACGGAAGGGAGGAGGUACGCAAAAGGGAUGACAAUCUAUACAGUUCACUGAGCAAGCUGAAAAAUACUCUGUUACAUAAAACAACUUCUGUUGAAACUGCAGGUAAAAGGGUCUGAUUAUUCUUCCAUUCAGUGUGAAUUUUUAUUAAUAAUUACAUAGGUGGAGAACUGGGUAGCUAUAUAUCAUCUUGCAAAAGUGAUAUUGCACAAUUCCUUCUGUAUUAUCUUAUAAAGACACUGAGGAGUCUGCCUUCAGGAAAACUAGAGAUGCAGAGUGACAGCAGGCACUGUGAAUAGUCUUCUCAGAAGUUCCUGAAAACAACUAACAUGCUUACCUUCCAAGCAAAUCAAUCCCAUUUUUUAAGUCCAAACCUAAUGCUACUGGAAUAGACCAGUAUUAGUUAAUGUUAAAGUAUUGAAAAAAUAUUGCAGCAGUGUUCCUGCUGAAAACAACUUCCUUGUUCAGGGAAUUGGACAAAAUCCUAAGACAGUCCAUGUUCCAAAGUGUUAUGAUAUGGAUCGCUUGAUAUUUUGACAACAAAGAAAGAAGUCAUGGGACUUAAAUUAAAAAUUGGCUAAUUUUUAUGGUUGCAAGAUUAGGAGAAAACGUUUCUCAUUCUGGUUGUUCUGUAGCUCCCUGUUAGAGGAUUCCUUGCCAUUUUGCUGAUAGCAGCCAUCUAGAGACAGAAAAUAGGACUAAACAGAGCCCUGUCUGGCAAGUCCUGCUUUCUGUGACACUCUGCUUUACUUUCUGAACAAAUCCCCCUACCCCUUUCCCCAAAGCUCAUUAAGUGAGACUGGAGAAUUAACUUUUUACCCAGCUGCUGAACUUUUCAUAUUUAUAAACACUUGAGUCUUUUGCUUAUCUAAGAGAAAAUGUGUAUAGUUUGGAGAUGUGCACUUCCCUGCCAAUGUGUAAUGAGUGGUUCUACACUUCAUAGAAAAAAAAGCCUGAAGUUUCCUGUCACAGCUGAGUGUCGAUGCCAAGGGCAAAGGUUUCUUGCCUUGCUAAUCUACAUCUUAACUCAUGCACUUAAUGUGAAGGUGCCACACGCAAACAGGCAGGGAAGAAGCUAGCUGCAAUGAAAAGUUACUGCGCUGCUGUGAAUGUUAUGUUUUAAAAGCCUUUUUAAUGUAAUAUUUGAGGUUAUGAUAGAAGCCAGGAGGGCCAAAGUAAAACCCUCAAAGUAAAUGAGUCCUGUCAUUGCUGCCUCAUGAAAAGAGGGUUUGUAUGAGGAUAACACGAGUCCCAGCGGAAUACUUGGGGGAUGGGUUGAGAAGGUGCAGGGGAAUUUGUGCCAUUUGUUUUAGCCUAAUCUUUAUUUCUGGAACU